AUAGGGCGUGAUUGGUAGUCCCUGAGCAAUCUGAGAGGAUGAGUGAAGCAAUUGAAAAGCUGGAAAGUGCAAAAACAAAUUGUAGCAGCGAAUAAGAGGCAUCAUAUGAUUGGAUUUGGUGGUACAUGUUUAUUAUCUGUCAAAUGACAAAGCAAAUGCAGUGUGUGUAGCAGUAAGUAGUAGUGUGUGUUUUCCGCCCCGCUCCAUCCCCUCCCUCCACUUCCAAAAUAUUCAUUCCACAACACCCACUCACUCACUACUCACUACUCACUGCUGUCUAACCGUCUACGCAAACACACGCACUUUCUGCAUUUUUUCUCUCUUCAAACCGCACAUACAUCACCCCAUUCAUUUUCUUUUUCUCUUUCUCCUUUUCCUAUGAGACUCUCCCUCUUCUCACUCUUACCCCACCGCCAUCCCAAUAUCAUCACAACCACGCCCCGCUCCUCCCGCAUGGACGCAUCCUUCCACCGCCGCAAGGACAAGGUCGUCGUCAUCGUCGGUGCCACCGGCUCAGGCAAAUCCCGUCUCUCUCUCGACCUCGCCUCCCUCUCCUUCCCCUUCUCCGAACUCAUCAACUCUGACAAAAUGCAAGUCUACAACGGCCUCGAAAUCACAACCAACAAGAUCCCCAUUCACGAGCGCAAAGGCGUCCCUCACCACCUCCUCGGCGACGUAUCCCCUGCACACGGCGAGUUCUCCCCCUCCGACUUCCGCCGACGCGCCGGAGAAAUCAUCUCCGAUAUCACCUCCCGAAAUAAGCUCCCCAUAGUCGUUGGCGGCUCCAACUCCUUCGUCCACGCACUUCUGGUGGAACGAUUCGACCCGGAGUUGAACGUGUUUGAUGGGGACGCUGAGAUAUCGCCGGAGUUGAGGUACGAGUGCUGCUUCCUCUGGGUGGAUAUAUCGUUCAAUGUGUUGAGGGAUUACUUGUUGAAGCGAGUGGACGACAUGCUUGACUCAGGAAUGGUGGAAGAGUUAGCUGAGUUCUUCGACCGCGACUCGCCCGAUUUAGAACUCGAAUCGGCCAGCCGAACCGGUUUGAGAAAAGCCAUUGGGGUGCCUGAGUUCGACCGCUUUUUUAAAUUGUACCCUCCUGGUUGCCACGAUUCACUGCGGGCGGGUGCAUACGAGAAAGCCGUGAGGGCCAUAAAGGAUAACACGUGUCAGCUGGCCAAGAGGCAGAUACAAAAGAUCCACCGGUUAAAAGCUGCCGGGUGGGACCUACGGAGGCUAGAUGCCACGGAGGCGUUUCGGGUGCUCAUGACGUCAGGGCGUGACGGCGGCGCCAACGGCGGAGAUAGGUGGUCCGAUGUGUGGGGGAGGGAUGUGUUGGAACCAAGCGUGAAGAUUGUGAGGCGCUUCUUGAUGGAGUAGGUCUUCCAGCUAAAUCCAGCUACUACUCUAACUCUCUUUCUUUUUUUUUUUUAAUUUAAUUUCAUUGUGUUUAUUUUACCACCAAAAAAGAGAGGGGAAAAAACAAGCUGACAAAAUUGUUUGGGGGAGGGGGGAUUGUACAAAAAAAAUGGAAAUGGGUAAAUGCGACUUUGGAUAAAUUAGGUUGUGCUCUCGGGAGAUUGGAGGAAUGGGAAAUGGCCAUGGUCGUGACCAUUGGCUACCAAAUUUUGGUUUCUGUUCAUGUGAGGUUCUACAGUUUUACUCAAGGCUGAUUUUCGUGGCAACAAUGUAAGAAAGAAAACAAAAAGAAAAAAUAUAUCGAUAAUAGUACUACAGAAAAAAGAUGAGAAUUUUUGUUAGCGUUAGAUUUUUUAUUUUUUAUUUUCACCCUUUCCUCCUGGAGCUUUGGCUGGCGUUGUUGUUAAUUAUUAAAAGGAAAAUAUUGCAACCUGAAACUGUGAACGAAUGUUUGUUGCUGUCGAAGUUAUUCAUGUGUUUCCCACUCUUGUUUGUUUGUUUUCUCUCACUCAUAUAUUGGGCGUGGACGUUGAAAUGAUGAGCAAAUCACAUAACAUAGGGAACUUUCUAACAGCAAGUAAGGCACAUAUUUAUUUGUGUUUGGUAUAUACUAGUAAUAACAUUACAACAUAUAACUUAUAACCAAUAAUAAAUAAAUGGGUACAAAAGAUGAGAGGAGAAUCUUAUUGUGGAAUCUGGAUUAAGGUUUUAGGAGUUGGGGAUGGCAGGCAACAAACACCCAAAUUCUCUCCAACCCCACUUUUCAUUCCUCCCCUCCAAUUAACUAAAGGACAACCAUGCGCUUUUCUCCCUUUUUCCUUUUCACCUUUUUUUUUUCUUCUCAUAUUUAAUUCUUUUGU
This is a messenger RNA of Arachis ipaensis, 2276 nucleotides long. RefSeq names its product isopentenyltransferase 1 (gene IPT1). The record is from RefSeq and is a predicted model, not a curated record. Gene Ontology annotation, molecular function: tRNA dimethylallyltransferase activity; AMP dimethylallyltransferase activity. Gene Ontology annotation, cellular component: mitochondrion. Gene Ontology annotation, biological process: tRNA modification; cytokinin biosynthetic process. Lineage: Eukaryota; Viridiplantae; Streptophyta; Magnoliopsida; Fabales; Fabaceae.